This is a messenger RNA of Poecile atricapillus (Black-capped chickadee), 4976 nucleotides long. Its product is annotated as suppressor of cytokine signaling 2-like. The transcript has 3 exons. Gene Ontology annotation, molecular function: 1-phosphatidylinositol-3-kinase regulator activity. NCBI's taxonomy places the organism in Eukaryota, Metazoa, Chordata, Aves, Passeriformes, Paridae. The record is from RefSeq and is a predicted model, not a curated record. The coding region runs from base 818 to 1411 and encodes 197 amino acids. Gene Ontology annotation, biological process: intracellular signal transduction; phosphatidylinositol phosphate biosynthetic process. Gene Ontology annotation, cellular component: phosphatidylinositol 3-kinase complex.
CACCUGCGCCCGGUCACCGAGCCGGCGGCGGGACCUUCUGCUCGGGGGAAGGAGGGGAUGGGCUUUGUCGAGGGGUUCCCGCCUGUGUGCUUAUAUAUAUGCUGGGAUAGAAACCUGUCAGAACAACCUAUCAGUUGGCACUACAGUUUAAUUUGGAAAAGUUUCUGAGCUCUGCUGCGGAACUUGUUAAGGGAGGAACCACUUCAGCAUAACCCCUCACCUGGCGGCUGCUGCGCACCCGCAGGCAGAGACUGCCUGGUUCGCAAGCAUCGGCGGGGGGCUCCGGGUCUUUCCUGUGAGCCCCGUCCCUUCUCUCCGGCCAAGCCGGCUAGGCUCCCCGUCGCUGGUACUGCCCAGCUUUGUGUCGCUCCUGUUGUGGCGGAGUUCCCAGGAGAGAAGAGGCUCGUUUUGUCCCUCCCGUUAGUUUCAGCCAAGAGGAAAGAAUUUUUUUUUUAAUUUUCUUUCCCCCCUAAUAUCAGCAUUUAAUGGAGCGGGAAAAGCAUAUUUCCUGCCCCGCGCUAAUUAUAGCGCGUCCUCCACCGCGCUGCCCCUUCCGUUCCCAAGCGGCCGGCGAGCCCCCGGAGCCGGCGCUGCCGGCGUACCCGCCCCGCAGGUUUACCCCGCUGCCCGAGAGGGGGUCUCCCACCCCAGGAGCAUGGCCCACGCCGGGCUCCCGUUCCUAGAGGCGGCGCCCGGGCUGGGGGCCGGGACCAUGCACCCGGCGCGGCGCUGAACCCCGCGGCGGCGAAGCGGAGCCCUCUCCUGCCGGCAGCCCCCGACCUGCCUGCGAGCGGGGCCGCGCCCGCCGCCGCCGCCCAUGACCCUGCGCUCCGCCGAGUCCCUGGAGAGCGCGGAGAGCUCCGGGGAGCGCUGGGGGCACCCCGGGGCGGCGGCGCCCGUUGCCGAGGAGUGCCGUGAGGCGGAGCAGCUGGCCGCGGCUAUGGAGGAGCUGCGGCGGGCAGGGUGGUACUGGGGCAACAUGACUGUUGCUGAAGCCAAAGAAAGGUUACAGGAUGCCCCCGAAGGGACCUUUUUGGUUAGGGAUAGUUCGCAUUCAGAGUAUCUACUGACUAUAUCGGUAAAAACAUCAGCGGGACCGACCAAUCUACGUAUAGAAUAUCAAGAUGGCAAGUUUAGACUGGACUCCAUCACUUGUGUCAGAUCUAGACUUAAACAGUUCAACAGCGUUGUGCAUUUGAUUGAGUACUAUGUUCUUAUGUGCAAGGAUAGAACUGAAACACCUUCAAAUGGAACAGUUCAUCUUUACUUGAACAAACCCCUCUAUACAUCUGCUCCAUCUCUGCAACACCGCUGCAGAAUAGCUAUAAACAAGAGCACAAAUCAGAUCUGGGAGCUACCAUUACCAACAAGACUAAAAGAGUACUUGAAAGAGUAUCAAUACCAGGUAUAAAUAUAUUUUCUAAAUGCCUCUAACACAGAGUAAAUUUUGAAUGCAAUUCUUUAAAUCAGCCAAAGAACUGAGUAACCAGUUGUACGACUCGGCAUGGAAUUCACUAUCAAAACAGUGGCAGUUCUGGGGGAAAGGUUUUUAUUUCAGAUGCUACAAAGGGAGACUUUAUGUAAAAUAAUCCUAGUUUGCAUCCUUGGGGGUUCGACAAGGUGGCAUGCUAUUCUUGCAAGGAGAGAGAGAAGCCAGGAAUCUGUCCAGAUUGUGUUGCUUUGUCAAUAAAAUGCUGCACUAGCUCUCAAAUGCUUACUGAAGCAGUGGGAUGGGAGAGACUUCAUAAGUGGUCAGAGAGAGUUUACAAGUAUCUCAGUUGUCUGAUUCCAAGAUUAAUUUGGUGCUGGUGUUCAUAUAAUCCUAAAAGCUUAAAUAGAUCACACUGUGAUAAUCUUACUAAAGUUAUGCAACUAAUCAAAUCCAGUCAGAAAAAUGAUCAUGUAUUCAGUUUUUAUUGAACUACUUUCCUGCUUUUCUGCAAGCAAAGGAGUACUGUAAAUAAUCAGUCUAAAAUACUGUUUUUCAAAGUUCUCUGAAAGCUGACCUUAGGAGGAAAUGCUACAUCUUUCAUAGGAACCCAGUAUAUUGCUGAUUAUACCAGACUGGUAUCCCAAAAUCUUUAACAUGUUAAUAUCUUCACAGUGGUGAUGUAUCCAUGCUAUUAUUAUUAAGCCUCUUUUGGUUGAGGCUUUAGAACUAUAUGCUUUAGACUUGCAGUUUCAAUGUCAAGACAUGGAUUUCAGCAGUUACAUGUGUCUUCUACAGUGUAGAAUGUUUUCUUCAGGCUGUUUCCCAAAAUGUGGGGAAAUAAGAUGUGGAUUUUUUUAAGGGGGUUGGUUUACCUUUUUCUUGUUUUUUAUUUUCUUUUUAUUUCUUUUUAUUUCAUUUUAUUUUAUUUUUUAACUUCUAAUUCACCAUUGUAGCUAUCAGAUAAUUACUCAAUAAAGUAAAUCAAAGUGCACAACUAUCUCCCAAUCUUUUUAUGUAUGGAUUUGCUACUAUUGAGGAAAGAGUGUUCUUAUAUGGGAACUUAUAUAAUUUCCCAGCUAAUACUCAGAUAAAUGCACAUGUAUCACUGAAGAUGAAUACCCCUGCUUUGCCUUUGUGGUGCUGCUCAAAAGUAUAGCUGGAUUACAUUCAGAUUAGUGGCUUAGAGGCUACCUGCUGAAUUCCUGUAGUUGGGUAUUAGCAUAGGACACUGCUUUUUCUGUUACAGUAGUCUCCCAAACAGGAAGAGAAGACUAAGACCCUCAGUACCCAUUCUUCAGCCCAAAUGUAAAGUAUUUAAUAGAAAAAAUACACAGGACGAGAAUAGUAGGAGUGCAGUAAAAAGAGAAGCAAGGACAUGGACUCAUCCUUAGUCAACAAAUUAAUAGUUUGAAUUAUUUCCUUAGCUUAUUUGUUAAUUAAAGCAAAGAGACCUGUGCUUGAACAAGGAGGGUUGUCAACAUUUGCUGUAAUCUAGCUUUGUCCAGGCUGAAAUAGAAACAACAUAAAAUAAUCCUGUUUUCUUUGUGACUUAAAUGCUCUGUUGUACUGUCAGGACAUUCUGUCCCUUCUCAUAAACUCUGGGGCAUCAACCAGCUAAUUUAUUGCAUCUAAACUCCCAGUGUUAUACACUCAGUUUUGUCUGUAACAUGCUGGCAGAAAUGAGUAGCUGAGCCAUUGAGAAAAAGAAUGCAGCAAGAACCUGAGGCAGAGUGGAUGGCUCCUUGGUAUGACAUAUAAUUGAUAUGUUCUUGUUCUUUCUAUGCAAAAGGUGGGCUUCUCCUCCUCCAUGGCUUAAAUUUUCUGUCCCCAUUUUCAACUCAAGCUUCAGUAUAGAAAUGGGAGGGGUUUUCUUCUGAAAAACAAACCAAAAUAUUUUGUUAUGUAAAAUUUUCCCCAUGUCUUGCCAAAAUGUAUUUGGAAGUUUCUCACAUAUGGUGACAACCCUUUGUUCCCAUGCCCAAAGAGUUUAUGUAUUCUAGGUAUGUGUCAUAAUCACACGGUUCUUGUCAUCAGUUUUGCUAAGAUCUGCCACCCUCAGGCUGAAGAGCUUUUCCUGUGAGCAGAGCCUGUUAAAAAACUGUGUUUCUGGGAACACUUUUCAUUCUGAUGAAUCUUUUCUUACAGUUCUUGCCUAGCUCUACCAUGUGGUGAGAGACCUGCUGUAUGGAAUAACUUCCAUCACAGUCACAAACACUCUAAUCUGCCGGUGUUAACAUUCUACUACUGUGCCUUUUCUGCCAGGGUGAUAUGCUUGGGGUCUCAAUGGUAAACACAUUGUACUAAUGACCUUUAAAAUAAAUCCCUGGGGGUUUAAAAUCAUGACUACCAGUGCUGGAGCAAGUCGACUGAGAAGAUAAGAGCAUUGGGGUGCAAUGAGACUGCUGUGUUGCAAAUAUAAGAAAUUAUUUAUGGCUUGCUGCUGGCAGACCAUGUAAGCAGUCACAGGCCAAGUGUACCCCACAGCAGAGCCAAGUUCUGAGGAACAAGAAGGGGCAGAUCAGAGAAGCUUGCUGUUUUUUUUAAUAACAGUUCUCCAAAGCACAAGGGCAAAUGACAGGCUGAGGACAAGGAGUGCUGGCAAAGUGAAAGGUGGUGAUUCUCAUAACUAAUCAAGAUUAGUUACUGUGAUGUGGAAUCAAGUCACCAAACACUGAGCAUAUUGACCUAGACUUCAUAUCACUUGUAUUAGUUCCUGUGAGGAAAAGCAGGCUCUGUAACUAUAGUGUGCUCGAAGCCGUGAACAAUAUUUUAAACAGACUGGAGGGGGAACUAGUCCUCUUUGUAUGAAAGCACAGUUCUUGUCCUCAUUAGGAUGCCAGUCCUAGGGCUGAUGCAUUGCACUAGUAAAACUAAACCACAGUAUAGCUUGCAGAAAGCUCGGCUUCUUUCUAACACAGCACAGAGGAAUGAUUUGUUCUGGUACAAAAAAAUCUAAUGAUAGAACAUGAUUAGAUUUCAGCAGUACAAAGCUCUUGCACAUAGACUUUGUGAAUUUUCAGACAUAAAAAUUUUCAGACAUGUUGUUCAAACAUUUUUAAAAAAAAUCAGUGCCUAAUUUUUUUUUUCUUUACCUUAUGGGUGUUGUAGCUUGUUUGCAGCAAUAGCUUUUAAAUUGUGGGCCCUUCAGAUUAUAAACAUUACUUCUAACUGAAAUAUAUACAUAUAUAUAUAACUGAUAUAUAUAAUCUUGAAUUGCUAGUACAGAGUGUGCAGCAAAGCCAGUUUCACAGGUUCAAUGCCCAUGAGUCAACCAAAAAUCAUGAUAAGGACUUUAAUCCUAAGCCUUUUUUUCACACAGCCAUGUGUUGGUUUGGUUUUUCUUUUUUGAGUCUUGGAGUUUCAGAUUUUCCAAUUUAUACCUGGUAUGUUAGAAAACCUCUUCACUUUACUUAAAGGAAAACUGAGAAUCCUACAAUCCUAAAAGGCAUGCUUUAAAAAACAACUAAAAUAAAUACAAUUGCAAGAUGAAUGAUGAAAAUUGAACUUGUAACAGUAAUUAGUUUAGCACUAAACCUAGCAGAAG